GGUCAGGACAGACUGGACAUACAAAGUCCUGUGCGUCUGCCAUCGCUUUAUGCUCCGUCCACUGUCAGGACUCUUUCUGACUGCAUCGAUGUGAACAAAAAGGCAGACUCUACUGAGAAUGCCUCUAAACCACUUGCAGCAUGUUGUGCUUCUGGAAAUACUUUGGAAACUACUGGCAUUUCAUUCAUGGGAAACCAUCAUCUCCGUCCGCUCGUGUCCGAAAAUCAUCACCCUAUGGCUAGUGAGCCAGGAGUUCUGGAUUACAUUCACUCGGACACUGCAUCUCCGCCCAUCGAUGAUGAUUCACAUUCAUCUGUUCUCAAGCAAACUACAGAUCUGACUUUACCCACCACUCUUGCAGCCAAACCCAAUUCUGAAAUACAGGAACAUCACAAAGUUGCAUGGGCCAACUUUUGUCUUUUGUUGCUUGAUGUUGAUGGUGUAGACCAUCUGAACAUGGGAAAUCAACCCCAUACUCGCACCAAACACCGCAAGAUAUCUCCUGCUGUUGAUGAGGUCAUGUAUCUAUCCCAGACUCAUCACAAACAAACUGAUCGCUGGAUCACCAAGGACGUCAAUCCAUAAAAGCAUUUCCUUGUUCUAUCAUUACGUCUGGCCAUAGUUGCAUACUUUAUCGGGUUUUAUUCCACCAUGUGUUGCUCAAAACGCACUAUUUUAACUUAUCCUCUAUUAUCACUUUUAAACAAUUGAUUCAUAACUCGCAACU
Molecule: messenger RNA, 727 nt
Organism: Batrachochytrium dendrobatidis JAM81
Lineage: Eukaryota; Fungi; Chytridiomycota; Chytridiomycetes; Rhizophydiales
Exons: 1
Coding region: 119-340 (73 amino acids)
Source: RefSeq, a predicted model, not a curated record